Morchella importuna is the source of this 447-nucleotide messenger RNA. RefSeq lists its product as uncharacterized. The record is from RefSeq and is a predicted model, not a curated record. Bases 1 to 447 code for a protein of 148 amino acids. Lineage: Eukaryota; Fungi; Ascomycota; Pezizomycetes; Pezizales; Morchellaceae. The transcript is spliced from 2 exons.
AUGAACUUCGGUGUUUCCUGUCAGAGGGACCAAAAGUUUUUCGAAUCCGCCCUUUCGAAAAUCAACAAAAUUGACUACAUGAUGCGAAAGGCGGGGUUUACAAAAGAGACUUUCAUUGAUAUCGAGAUUUCCAGGAAUACGGUUAGCGAAAAAGAGAUGGACCGUUUGGCAAUAUUGUACUGCGUGGUACAUAUGGGUGAAAGUCUCGGUGGUGUCAAAGAACCACACCGUUGGCACAGUAUUAUCUCCAAGGAAGCUUUCGACAUGGUUAAAAAGCGAAGAAAUUCUUCAGGACAUGAUUACGAACAUCCAGAAAAGAGAAUGGAUUACGAAGACAUGUGGACAUUCCUCACCGUUGACUGUAUGAAAAUAAAGGCAAUGAUCGAGGAGGCUAUAAAGAUUUUGGAUGACCAUCUUCACGGGACGGAGGCUGAGAUGACUGCUUAG